Molecule: messenger RNA, 2598 nt
Organism: Myripristis murdjan (pinecone soldierfish)
Lineage: Eukaryota; Metazoa; Chordata; Actinopteri; Holocentriformes; Holocentridae
Gene: xiap
Product: X-linked inhibitor of apoptosis
Exons: 8
Coding region: 205-1605 (466 amino acids)
Biological process (GO): regulation of cell cycle; positive regulation of protein ubiquitination; negative regulation of apoptotic process
Cellular component (GO): cytoplasm; nucleus
Molecular function (GO): cysteine-type endopeptidase inhibitor activity involved in apoptotic process; ubiquitin protein ligase activity
Source: RefSeq, a predicted model, not a curated record
UUCAUCUCAAUUGCCCUCACUUCCCGGAAAGGAGGAGGUCACAACAGCUCCCUUUAGCAGUGGCCUCUCCGCUUUAAAAGGACGUUCCUGUUCACACGGGGGGACUUAUUGAAACCAGACAGUGAAAUAACUGUCUUUUAGGUCUCUAAAGGCAUUCUGUGCCAUCAAGCCAGUCUUCUCGGCAGUACCCAGCCUGGUGUUAGCAUGUCAGGGUUCAAACCAGACAGUGAUUUGGACACAGACACCUGUAUUGACUGGUCCUUAAUGAACAGUCGACUGGACUCGUUCCGUGGCUCCAGCCUGGCCCAGCAGGUGUCAGCAGAGAGACUGGCCCGGGCCGGCUUUUACUUCACGGGUCACGCUGACCGCGUCCGCUGCUUCAGCUGCCAGAAAACUGUGGAAAACUGGUGCGGGGGAGACACCCCCGUAGAGAGGCACAAAGAGGUUUCCCCAUCAUGCAAGUUUCUCAACUGUACCCAUCGUACCAGUUGUGGUCCUGAUACGACACUAACUAAUGGAUCCUCCUACAAUGAGGAACUGGAAGACAUGGAGUUUCGUUUGAGAACAGGAGAGGUGGUUGAUGAGUCCACCUACCCUAUGGCCCCCCACAUGAAGAGUGAGGAUGCCCGACUUCGGACCUUCUCUUCAUGGCCCUCCAGUGCUCCUGUUAGGCCCCGAGAUCUGGCCCAAGCUGGCCUCUUCUAUUUGAGAGAGGGUGACCGGGUGCAGUGUUUCUGCUGUGGAGGCAUGCUGGCCGGCUGGGAAGCAGGGGACACAGCCUGGGGAGAGCAUUCCAAGUAUUUCCCCCACUGCUUUUUCAUCCUUGGGCACGAUGUGGGUAACAUCCCAUCACAGGGAGGUACAGAGGAGGACGACGAAGGGGAAAGAAUGCAACACUCAAGCCCUCGUGUCCCCAUGGAGAGCUUUGAGGAGAGGCUUAAUAGCUUCUCGGGUAUCCAGCACCCCAUUCAUCGUGAGAGACUCGCCAGAGCUGGCUUCUACAGCACAGGGACUGGAGACAGGGUUUUGUGUUUCCGUUGUGGUGGCGGUGUAAAAGACUGGCAGCCUGAAGAGGACCCCUGGGAAGAACAUGCCAAACACUACCCUGGAUGCAGUUUCCUGCUAGCAGAAAAGGGACAGGAAUAUAUCAAUAGUAUCCAGCUACAAGAUCCACCACGAAACAGUGCUACUCCAAGCCAUCAGAAUGGAUUUUCACGUCAUCAGAAUGAUGUCCUGCAGUCAGCCAUGGCGCAGAAGGCCAUAGGGAUGGGUCUGGAGCCUACCGUUGUCGAGAGGACCAUCCUGGAAAAAAUGAGCAGGACAGGUUCAGACUAUUCCAGCCUGGAAGCACUGUUGCAGGACUGCUUCAACAAAACUCCAGACAAUGAUGCUGCCAAGGCAGAGGAGGAAGACGAGGACCCACUGGAGAAACUACAUAAGCUGCAGAGGGAGAAGCAGUGCAAAAUAUGUAUGGACAGAGACAUCUGUGUUGUCUUCAUCCCUUGUGGUCAUCUGGUAACCUGCAAGCAGUGUUCGGAGUUGCUCAGCAAGUGUCCAAUCUGCUGUGGAGCCAUAACACAGAAGAUCAAGACCUACAUUGCAUAAUUUGGACUCUGGCCAAACUAAACGAAAUGCUGCUUCCUCACCUUUGAUUCCGUAAUACUCUAUCUUAAAAUUAUUGUACAUAGCAUUGUGUUAUAUUUAAGGAUCAGUUUGUUUGUAUGUGUUUCAGAAUGAGGGAAUGUACAAAUAUCACAAUACAUUUAUAUUUUCACAAUCAGUGAGAUAAUGAGUAUAUUUUGUUGAUAUUGUGUGUUAUACAGGUUCAUCAGGCCAUUAAAUUUUGGCACUUGUAAAUGGACAAGAUGAUGUAGAUAAUAAUGUAUGAUGAUGAUGAUGAUGAUGUAAAUGAUAAUUUCUUUUUUUUUCCAGUUUUUCUUGCCUGAGGUGCCUUUCUUAAAUUUUAUGUACUCACUGUGUGUCAUGUGUCAUUUUACUUUUUUUUUUUAUUUUUAUUUUGUUAUAACUCAACACGGACUUUUAAGUUAAUCAUUGUUCUACUAUUUCUCCCAACUCAUCUGGUUUGUUUGGUGUGCUCUCUAUUUUAGACUCAGUUUGAUAUUUCUCACCAUCUGCUGCUCUGUACUGACACUGGUAAACUUAAUCCAGUUUAUUCAUAAAGACUUUGCUGCAUACCUGACAAAAUCAGCUCUGGGUUAGUCUGUAAUCAGUUAUUCUAGAGUGAAAUUAUUUCAUUUAGUGUUCCACCAUGCAGUUUAUCAUCAAAAGUGUAAAAUAAAUUUAAUUUAUCUGAGUUAAUGUUUUGUUUUGUUUGUUUCUUUUUACCUCAUUUACUCAUUGAGAAAGUUCAGCAGACUUCAAUUUAACCUUAACCUUGAUGAAGACAUAGCAACCCAGUGGUAUUAAUGUUGUCAUGUUCUGGAGGAACUCAGAUUAUGUAUAAUUGGCAGAGUGCCUCUUGCUACUGUGGACAAUAUAACCUUUUAAUCCUUUUUCUUUAACUGACCAAAGAGCACCUACAGAUAUUAACCCAGAGAUCCAAGCAGCACUUCAGUUCCUCUAUGUUUUAUCAAAAAA